Molecule: messenger RNA, 4524 nt
Organism: Suhomyces tanzawaensis NRRL Y-17324
Lineage: Eukaryota; Fungi; Ascomycota; Pichiomycetes; Serinales; Debaryomycetaceae
Gene: MSB1
Product: Msb1p
Exons: 1
Coding region: 1-4524 (1507 amino acids)
Cellular component (GO): cellular bud tip; cellular bud neck
Source: RefSeq, a predicted model, not a curated record
AUGGUGAUCACCCUGAGCCAAAUGGGCGACUUGGAGCUUCCGGACCUCCCUCCCAACCAGCGCUUGGAGUCCAACAUCAUCAGACCCGACCAGUUCACCCGCAAAAAGCUCAAAGUCAUCCUCCAUCUCAUCACAGCCGAGUUGAAACUCAGAGGCACCAAGACCCCCCACAUCUUCCUCCCGUUCAGAUCCAAGAUCGACGACGCCAAGCUCGAACUGUUUUUGCAACUCAUAUUUCCCGACGGAGAACUCCUCAACUUGAAGGACGAGGACGGCGUGAAGCUGAUCCUCAAGGCCACCGAUGAAUUCACAUUGAUCUGCGGCUUGAAAUACUUAUGGAGUCGUCUACCUAACCACGAAAUCAUCGGCUGGAGUGUAUACUUGGAGUACAGGCGAAAGGAGAAAGAAGCAGGAUAUCCCAAAAGCGCAUUCCUUAGUAUCUUGCCAAAGUGUUUGUCGUCACCUGCUCAUGCCUCCAUCGUCUAUGAUUUCUUGGAUUUAUUGAUAAGCAUCACCUCGAACUCCCAGUACAAUUAUUUGAGUGGAAGAAAAAUCGCUAAGAUGUCUAGUUUGUGGGCUUUUAAUGGUACUUCGAGAUUCAGAUCGUCUCCUUUCUAUGAUGCUACCAUUAAAAAGGAAAACAACUUUAACGAUGGCUUGGAAACUUGGAAAUCAUCUUCCGAUGCCUUGUUUCAUCUACUCUUAUCAUUUUUGAGAGCAAUGUUGCCCGACAAGGAGCUGGAAACCUUGAAGUUGCCCAAGACCUUACAGUCUCUUUUAAUCACGAAUUCAUACCCACCAAUGGAAAAUAAUGACUCCCUAAAAUCCAUGAUUACGAUACCUUGUGUCAAUAUAAGCUCCACAAAACCCUCAAACAAUCCAUACGAAUUGCUCAGUAAAGUGAGGCACACCCUCAGCUUUGAAAAGAAAGAUUCAUUUCUUUCAAUUGAGAAUUACACUAUCCUUAAAAACAUUUUUCAAAAGGAAUCAACAAAUGAUAUUGUGGCGACGUUAACUGAAGAAUCAAGAAGGAUAUUGAACAGGCUAACUACAGAUCCAAUCAGCUCCGAUUAUGACUUGUAUCCAGGAUGGGUGAAUCGAGAAUGUACGAAUGAAACUCCAGUUGAUCCGAACAUCCCAUUGUACUCAGCAAUCUCCAUUACAAAUAUCACAAUUCAGGAUUACUAUAUAUGGACUUGGUUGUCCUCGAUAGGUUCUGAUCAAACGAGUCACAUCAAGAAAUUAUUUGGAAGAUCUUUGGUGUUGGAAGCAGGAUUAAGAGGGUUUCAAAAAUGGUUGAUAGUUACAGAAAAGACUUUGAGUACUGAGGAAUAUGUUGCUCACUUUAAUAAUGGAGACGUUUCAAGCAGGAGAGUGGUUUCAAAUGAUAGCUAUGCGAAGAAAGAUACGCCUUUGCCACCACCACCUCCUCCAGAGAAGGACACCAAAGGAUUAUUGCCAAAAAUCAACUUUAGCGAGCAUGACUCGAGACUCGAUGUAUCUAUUGAUGAAGUUUCUGGUCAUAUUCGCAGUGAAAAUACAAAAGAAGAACUCAGCGAUUAUCAAACCUACAUUAAUAGCUUAGAUGAUCAUCAUGGAAGUGAAAUAGGGAAACCACAGACAAGUUCUACUACUUCGAGCCAGAUGAGAACAUCUGGGAGAAGGCCACCACCACCGCCUAUGGAAACAGAGGCACCUGGUGCACAACAUCAGCAAUACGAUCAAGCAUAUUCCCAACAGUCAUACACUCAACCCACAUACAGUGACCUCGCAUAUGACCAACCGGGCACAAAUACUCAGACUACAUAUAAUCAGCCAAUGUAUCAACUAGCACCUCAACAAAAUGGAAACAAUGUGAAUGCUAAUUACGACCCCAAUGCACCAGCACCUCCAGCCCCAUUGCCUGUUUCUAACGAAAAUCUCAACAGCCCUUCGUUGGUUGCAGACAAAUCAGCUUUUGUUCCUGAGAAGUCACCUGGAGCCCAAAGCCAAUACUUGACCCCUGACCAGCAUUCCCCUCAGAGAAAUAGCAUAGCCACUCAGUUCUACUCACCCUCGAAGGAUGGAUUUCAUGAGCCUUAUGAGUUAUAUGUUACUGCGUAUGAGAAAGCAGAGCUUGCGAAACAGAAUCAAUCUGACGAACCAUUUGACAAUUAUCAAGUUCCCGGACAACCCGAGCAAACUUACCCUACAGAACAGGUCCAAAACCACGAGCAAGUACAACAAGCCAAUCCAGCUGUAAUUCAUGAACAAACACAGCAAGGAUACAUUGCUCAACCUGAAGAUCAACCAACAUAUGAAGUUGCCCAGGACAUGACUUAUGCAGAUUAUGGUCCUACUGAGACAGAACAAAUUCCCCAGCAUCAAGUUCAUCAAGAAGAGUAUUUCGCACAAGCUCCCCAAGAUCCUCAGUAUCUGACAGGCCAGGAGGUUUACCAAGAUCAAACAGUAAGCCCGGGACAACAAUCACCUAACCCAAACGAGGACGAGACAGAAGAAGCGAAGAAAGCUAAAGAAGAAAAGCGUAAGAAAAGGAAGGAAAAGAAGAAAAAGGAAAAGGAAAUGGAGCAAGAAAAGGAAAUGGCAGCUCUUACAGCUGCAAUGGCAUAUGGAUUUUUCCCACCUCCCGGUGGAAUGAUGCCUCCCUUCGGAACUGAUGGAUUACCGCCAAUACCACCACCUGGGUUUUUCCCAAUGCCCCCUGGUUUGGAACCGGAAUCUCCAAAGAAGAAAGAUAAGAAGAAAAAGAAAAAGAAAUCAGAAGCCUCAGGUGAAAAGUCUCCCGCUAAGUCGUUGCAACUGUCCCCUGAGACUAAACAAAAUCCAACGUUUUCCGCCCAAACAGAGGUCUCUCCAGUGCCCCUGCAAUUGCCCUCUCCGACAGUUUCUAUGUCGCCUGUUGGACGUGAAGAGCAGCGAAGAUCUCACCCUGGUCCAAUACCAGCAACUGUUAGUAUGAUACCCCCAAGUGCACAUGCUCCAGCUCACCUUGGAGUCCCAUUGGUGCUGCAGGUUCCACAAACAACAGUUGCAACCACAGCAUCAACAUCUGCACAAGCACCAGCACCGGCACCAUCCUCAGCGAGACAACAGGUCAACCAGGCACAUGUUUCUCCACCUAACCCACCUCAAAAGGUGCAGUUAGCAGUUCCGCAAGAUUAUGAUCACAUUGUUCCCAAGCUUUCCCUUCCUCCUGCAGCACCUGUCAGCAAGCCACAACCACAACCACUGCAAGAAGUUGUUACUGGUCCUCGCCAACCUCCACAGGUUCAGCAUGCACAAGGUGUACAAGCUUCUCAAGCUGGCUAUCCAGAUCGGGGAGGCCAUUCGCCUGAAACGGGUCAACCUGUACCAACUAUUCAGGCACAGAGACAAACUCAGAUGCCUACAGUGACAACCCUUGCACCUCCUCGUUCUCAGCCGCUUAAGAGUCCGCUUGUGAAGAGUAACGAAGCGUUUGCCUUACCAGCUCCUGCCCCUAUAUUACGGGCAAGAGGACUGGAAUCUUCCGAAAGCUUAGCCAACCCUCCUUCUGCACCACCAAAACCUACUACGUACCAACCACAACCCCAAAUACCACCGCCUGCUGCACAAACGCAGUCACGAUCUCCCAUGUUGAACCAGAGAUUGGAUGCUUCCCUUCCCAGCUUACCACUGGUGGAAUCUGGCCGCUCUCCUCAUUCAGGACAAACAUCGCCUCAAUCUAAUCACAGUUACCAGCACAGAGGACAAUCGCUCCCCCCUACCCCAAACUCGCAGGUCUCUCACGCAUCUACACAUUCGGCACCUCAUCCUACACAUACUGUUGGCCCUCAAGGACAUAGGACAUUAGCACCCAAUCAAAGGCCUCCGCAGCCUUAUGGUUCGCAGCCAGGAAGUCAAACUCAUUUGCCCCGGCCAAACCCUUCAUCUGCUCAACCUUCUCCUCAGCCAAACCUGUAUGCUCAGCAUCCAAAGGGCCAUGCACAACAACAACCCCCACAACCAAAUGUACAGGCGCCCCACGGGCAUGUGCAAGGACAUCCGCCUCAAGGACAUCCGCCUCAAGCACACCAGCCGCAAGGACAUACACCACAACCGUCGCCUCAGCCCAAUGUCCACGCACAACCGCCUCCGCCACAGGGACAUAGCCAUCCACCCCCACAGGGACACCCUCCUCAGCACUAUCCGCCAGCACAACCAUACCCACAGGCUCCACCACAGGGAUACCCCAGUUAUCCUCCUCCACAAGGAUACCCCAACUAUCCACCUCCACAAGGCUACCCUAAUUACCCACCCCCACAAGGCUACGAUCCAAACUAUUACCCACCUCCACCUCCUGGAGGCUAUUACCCUCCCCAACCCUACUAUCCACCACCCGGAGGCCACCACCACCCGCCUGCUCAUUCUCGUCAACCUCCCAAACAAACUACGAGUGAUGUGGCGAUGAGAGGCAUGCCUAGUGCUAACAAAUUCAACAAGAACAAGAACAACAAUAAGGCAAAUUUGAGAGCUGCCUUCAACCAAGGCAGUUUUGGAAUUUGA